Pocillopora meandrina is the source of this 5761-nucleotide messenger RNA. The record is from the annotation of a GenBank genome assembly. Lineage: Eukaryota; Metazoa; Cnidaria; Anthozoa; Scleractinia; Pocilloporidae.
AUGAAAAUUCAGGUACAUUAUGAGGCUGGUAGAUUUUUGAAAAUGCUCUAUUAUAAGGAAGGCAAAUCUCAAAUAACAGUUGUGAUGGUUUUUUAUUAUACCUUGGGAAAAAUACACUUUGAGUUGCAAGAUUCAUAAACCCAUUUUGUUGCUGUGCAUUGGAGCUAGUUGUAAGUCCUUACAUACAUUUCUAUAAAAUUUUCAGGAAAAAUCUUGAGAUGGUAAUGAGAAAUGGAAAACACAAAUUUGCUGCAUUUGUGGAGUUGGGAGAAGCCCAUGAUCACAUGGAGAAACUAAUGGGUGAGGUUUGUAUACUGUUAUGACCACAAAACCUUUUCACCAUUAUCCAAGUAAACAAAAUAUCUUUUUAUCCUAACUUUGUAACUGCAGAGUGUAAAAUGUACCUGUUAACCUUACAGGUAAUGCUAAGCCUUCACUUGCCACACGCGUGCUGCAGUUCAUUUUCCUGAGUGAUUGCGGAUUUCGAUUUGCAAUAGCCCAAUUUCCUUCAGGGCACUUCUCCCCGACAGACAUCUAUUUAAGUUUUGGAAGGGAGUACAGAAGAUGACAGAAACAGAACUCAAGUAAUUAACAAUUUGUACAAUGUGCCCUUUCUUAAGUUAGUUACCACCAGCUAAUUGAACAGAUGUGAGAAAAAAAAUUACAUGGUGAGAUUUACUAGAGGAUUGUAGUAAUAAACAGUAGUGUAUCAAAAUUUCCUACUUAAACCAUAUUCUAUUAGAGCUUACUUAAUUUUCAUCAACAAGUACAAGUAGAGUACAAAAAAAGAUAACAAUAAUAGAUGUCAGUAGAUGUCUAGUAGAUAUAACUAUUCAUACCAUUUACAGCCUAUUUCCUAAUGAAGAUCACGCAUGUAGUGACAUUGCCUACAACUUAAGCAGCAUUCACAACUAAAAAAAAAAGGAAAAAGGAAUACAGAAGCAUUAUAUAAAACUCAGUCAAAAGUCAAAUAGAUACCAUGCCACUGAUUAACUCCAAAGUCUUCUUUAAAUAGCAUAUCAUGGUGUAUCCUUGAUGGUGCUGAUUGCAAUCACCAGUUUAUCAAACUGCAUUUUGACAAAGACCCUGUAGCCAGCAACUUUGUGACAAGAAAUCUAUACACAGGUCCUAUGAUGUUCAUCAUGGAUUGCAAGGUAAAAUGCUACUCUCCAUUUGCCGAUAAUUAACAUAAAUCCAUAAAUUUACCCAAUUGGAUGUUCCCUCUAUGAUUCACCUUAAGUUUGUAAAUGUACAUGUACUUUUUCCUGUCUGAUGUUAAGGCAUUAAACCAACACUUAACAAUACAUUUAUUAAAUUUUAUAACAUGAUUACAACAGGAAAGCAAGAAAUCAAAGAAAUCAAGGUACUCGAAUAUCAAAGGCAAAAGUGUGGUCUGGAGGCAGUGGAAAGAUGCUUUUCAUUGGGAUCAGUCCCAUUUUUCCCUUCUACUACAGGAAAAGCUUACACCAAGCCACAUUGAGCUGGAUCCUGCUACAAGGAUGAGAAAUCACUUGGGAGCAGAUGUUCUAGACAAAAAAAAAUGCUUUUCAUGAUGCCGGUUAGGAUUAUUAAAUUAACCAAUGGUUUCCUACCAGUGAACUAUUCACUGAUCAAUGUUUUUUUUUUUUUUUUUUUUUUUUACUCCCCAUUUCCUGAAAAAAGGCCACAGUCAAAAUACUGGUGAUAAAUGCUACUUAUUUUCAGCCACAUAUCUCAUUUCCUCGUAUAGUUAGUUAAGUUGCUGAAAUUCAAUUAUCCCUUUUUUAUUUUAUUGCAGAGUAAUUGAAAGGCCAACACUUUGACAAACAAGAAAUCAAUUUAUUUUAUUAACGCCAAGAAACACUUAAGUAAAUUGACUGCUAAGACCGCCAGCCACACUCAGUACUUCUGAAAGUGUGCAUCUGUCAAACUGCGAAGAAAAACAAAAAAAAAUCCGUGAUUUGAUACCCUAUCGUCCCGCAAGCCAUCAGACCAGUCACCUUCAACAGUACAGUGCACUGAGUACAACAAAGUGGUCAAGCCUUGGCUACUUUGUACUCGCUUUAUGGGAUUUUUUCCAGGUAAGUCAAUUAAGAGUGAUAUAGACAGUAUAAAAGUGACCGGGAAGCUAAGGCCCUGUUUACAAGGAGGUAGGGUAACCCUAGUGCUAGGGUUACCCUAGCAAGAGGGUUACCCUGGCACUCACACAUUUCCUCUUGUUUUCAAGACGACGCGUUUACAAGGCGGCCAGGGUAACCCUAGCUGCCUUGUAAAUGCUCUGCUAGGGACAACUCGCCUACCCAGGACAACUCUAUUUUGGCUCCCAAAAGCAAAACAUUAUCACAGUACCAACACAGUCAGCAAAUUGUGACCAAGAAAAUAUCAAUUUCUUUCACAAUUUGUCAUAUGUUUGCUCUGGAAAUAAUAUUUUUCCGGUUUUGUAAUUUGUUCUGUCGGUUGCGUGCUUUAUUUACAAGGUUAACCAAAGCGUAACGAGUGCAAAGUUGUCUCGGGCAGUAGGAUUACCCUACCUGUAAAUUUUGCUUGUAAACCCGGGCUAUCUUUUAACCCUCUUGCUAGGGUUACCCUGGCAGUAGGGUUACCCUAUCUCCUUGUAAACAGGGCCUAAGAUUCAGGGCCAGGUGAGGGGUCAAGUUCUCUUGUGUAAAACUGUUUUUCGUUCCUUAUAUUUUGUUACAUUAAGGUCUUCAAUUUGAGAAUUUAGAUGUUUUGAUUUUUUGUAUGCCUUGCGACUCGUAUGAUAGUUAUGUUGAAGAUUUGUAUCGUGAGGGUUUGUAUCUAUGUUUUUUAUUGGACAGCGUACUGAGGUUUUUUUGCAGAAGGGCGCAGUCUUUAUCAAACCAUAAUUUUUUUUCUUUGGUUUCUUUUUAAGGCAAACUGCUGUGAGAGAGCUUUCACCGUACACGCAUUCAACCACCAAGCCAUCCUCGCACAAGCAAUCACCAACCACACCUACCAAGCAGGCACCGACCACCGCUAUUGACUCUCGCUUUAUUUUUUUCGCAGUGAACUUUUUACCUGAUUUAUUUUAUUUUAUUCUAUAACAAUUAUUUUUUGGUUUUUUUGCUUUAUUAUUGUACUGCCUUUUUCUGUAUUGUUCUUUUACUUUUGCUGGCUCAGGAUCUGGGGAAACAACGAACCACCCGCCGCAACCAACAUUCCAUUGAGGGAAAGAUUGGGAUCACUACCCCCUGUUCCUGAGCAGCAGUGACAUUUUUUUAAAAACAUUCCAUUCAAAUUUUCUUUUCAUUUCAUUUCAACUUGCUGUAAAAUUUGCUUUGCUUUCUCUCCUUAUUCAAUAUGAACAGUCUUACGAAUUUCGAGCACAAUAUAUUGAUCAGUUCUCUGUAUUUUCCAGCUUCAUACAUAUAGUUUCUUAAUCAUUUUUGUUAGCGGACUCGUGUAAAUGUCAUUUCCUUGCACAUAGGCAAUUCCACAUGACUGUAAAUAAUAGAAAUAUUUAAAAACCUGUACUUCACUUAUCAAACGUUAUUUUUUUGGGGGGAGUGUGCGUUUGUUUGUGUGUUGUUCGCGCAAGAGUAGUGAUUUAAACCGUUUCGUGGUAGGCGAGUUUAAUUUUAACCUUUUUUGAAGACAGUAAAUUAAUAGAUAUGUUUAUAUUUUACAGGUCACUAUAUCGGCGUGCAACUGUUUUUUUUUUUUUUUUUUUUUUUUUUUUUUUGUGUGUGUGUGUGUGUGUGUGUGUGUGUCGAACUCAGUGAUUAGGCCACUACAGAUCCAGUUUUUUCUUCUUGAAGACACUUUUAUGGGUUUUUAUUUCCCGCUUUCUUCAAAUUCGCAUUUCGAAAUAGCCCGUGAACAUCCGCAAUACAGCCCCCGAGAACUUGCAUAUUCAUGACCAGUUUAAAGAAAGAGCAUUUUUUUUGUUUUGAGUUUAAAACACCGUUAAGCAAACGUAAAAUAUCCUUGAAAAAACUAGAGCUACGGCAGGAUUGAAGACAAAACCAAAGAUACGUUAACAUCGCCAAAAGUUUACACGAAAAUCCUUCUGUCGAACACUAACGUGAAGGACUGCACAGCUUUAUUUGACAAUAAAAUCCGCGCCAUGUUAAUUAAUGUUUGCAAAGCACAGUCGGUUAGGCACCGAACAGGCAGUCAGACGGUCUGAAAGUUCGUUUUAACAGUGUUCUUUUUUCGCUCACUCUUUUUUCUUUUCUUCUUCAACUCGGGAAAAGGCAAAGCUAUUUUGAGAGUUCAAAAAAAAAGAAAAAAUUACAACAUUUUCAUAAGAAAGAGUGAGCGAAAAAAAGGCAUUUUUUUAAAAAAAUUACUUAAACCCGUCCGUCUGACUGCGAGUUCAGUGCCUAACCGACUGAGCUAGACAGUUAGCUACACAGUCCAAAUUUUAUCGUGAAAUAAAACUGCGGUCCUUCACGUUAGCGUUCGACAGGAGCGUUUUCGUAUAAACUUUUGGCGAUGUCAACGUACCAAACUCUCAAAAUGGCCUUGCCUUUUCCGAGUUGAAAAAGAGAAGGACAAAAAAUGAGUGAGCGAAAAAAAAAAACGACAUUUGUUAAAAAGAGAACUUUACCGACCGGCUGACGGCGAGUCCAAUGCCUAACCGACUGUGCUACGAGAACAUUCGUUAAUACAACCUACAUUUUAUCGUCAAAUAAAGCUGCAGCAGUCCUUCACGUUAGCGUUCGAAAGGAACGUUUUCGUAUAAACUUUUGGCGAUGUCAACGUAUCAAACUCUCGAAAAUGGCUUUGCCUCUUCCCGAGUUGAAAAAGAGAAGGAAAAAAAAAGGGUGAGCGAAAAAAAAGACAUUUGUUAAAAAAGAGCCGUACCGACCGUCUGACUGCGAGUCCAAUGCCUAACCGACUGUGCUACGAGAACAUUUGAUUACGCGACUAAAAUUUUAUCGUGAAAUAAAACUGCGGCACUCCUUCGCGUAAGCGUUCGACAGGAGCGUUUUCGUAUAAACUUUUGGCUAUGUCAACGUAUCUUUGGUUUUGUCUUCAAUUCUGCCGUAGCGCGAGUUUGUUCAAGGAUAUUUUACGUUUGCUAAACGGUGUUUUAAACUCAAAACAAAAAACAUGCUCUUUCUUUAAGCUAGUUAUGAAUAUGCAAGUUCUCGGGGGCUGUAUUGUUUUGAUGAAACAAAAGGCUUCUUUUGUUUCGGCUUCAUUCAAUGAAAGCCGCUACGAAAUUCAAGGUUUUUUGCAUACGUUAUUUCUCGAAAACGAAGCGCAAACCAGUGAAAAAAAACCAAAACAGUGUAUAUCGAGUAAAACUAAGUCCACAUGCCAAAAUUCAACUACUUCUGAACACUUUCAAAAAUGGCCGAAAAAUCAAGGGGUCGUUCUUGCUCUGAGCCUUAUAGCCUCUAUGGAAGACCAAGAGCUUGACAAUGGAGCCCCCAUUCGCUCUGCGCAUCAACUCCUUCAGCACACUGCAGAAAUAGUCAACUUGUUCAACUUGAAAUGUCCACUAACAAACAUCAGUGACAUUAGGCUGAAAAAGUUGAACAGUUUUUAUUCUUUCAUGUUGGAUUGGAGAGAGAAGAGCACAGAUCACAAUUCAUCUUUUAUCUCCAGUAAAUUGGGGCUUGAUCUACAGUCAAUGUGCCUUGGCUUCCAUGCCCUGGUGCAAGUAAAACUGCAGUAUUUCCCAUACUCAUGCAUUAGGCCAGCCAUUGUCAAUCAGGAUUGUGUAGAAAACCACUUUUGUCAAGAAAGAUCUUGCAAUGGUCAAAACAAUAAUCCGACAUACAAUCAGCAACAAUCAAUUCAAAAUUAG